Rotaria sp. Silwood1 is the source of this 103-nucleotide messenger RNA. The record is from the annotation of a GenBank genome assembly. Lineage: Eukaryota; Metazoa; Rotifera; Eurotatoria; Philodinida; Philodinidae.
AUGGCGAAAGCUACGAUUAUGAUUUUAUGUCCAAGUGGACAUCGACGAAAAGCACAAAUGACACCGAAUAGUAAUUUACUUCAAGUAAGAAACGAAUCGAUAU